GGAAAAAGGAAUACAGAAGGAAGUUUCAUAGGGUGGAAUUGCAUGUGUAUAGAGGGAUAUGGGUGAAGGUAGGAAUCGCAACCCAAACAAAAGAUUCGCCAUUCUUGGCGUGUCUUCGAUCCUCCUUGUGGCUGUGGUGGCUGUGAUAGCUGUUACUUUAAACCAAGGAGAUGUACCUGAAGAAGAAGCAGCUCGUAUCGCUAGUUCUCAAAAGACAAGUGUAGACAUACUUUGCCAUUCAACAGAAUACGCGAAAACCUGCAAGAAAAGCCUUAAAAAUGUAGCUGCUAACGGAACCGCAGACACAAAGACUCUGGUGAAAGCUGCGAUCAAUGCCACAGCGGUGGAACUUUUGAGCCACAUAAGGAACUCAUCCCUUUAUAAAGACUUGGGGAAGGACAACAUGACAAGACAAGCCAUGGAUAUUUGUAGGGAAGUGUUUCAGUAUGCUGUUAAUGGCAUUCAGAAAUCUGCUGAUACAAUAGACAAGUUUGAAUAUGGGAAGUUGAGUGAAUAUAUUUAUGACCUAAGGGUUUGGGUCGCGGGGAGUCUCACUCACCAGCACACGUGCUUGGAAGGCUUUGUGAACACGAGCACGAAGGCUGGUGAGACAAUGACUAAGGUUUUGAAUACCUCUAUGGAGCUUAGCAGCAAUGCGUUGGAUAUGUUGAAUGUGAUCUCUGGACUGAUGAAGGACCUUAACUUGACCUCAUUUGGCAAUAGGAGGCUUCUCUCUGAGGACACACCAACCUUGAAUGAUUAUCCUCCGUGGGUGACUCAAGAAAAACGGCGUCUUCUUGAGAUGGGAACUGAAAAUCCUGAUGCAGUUGUGUCCCAAGAUGGCUCUGGCCAAUUUAAAUCUAUCAAUGAAGCUCUUCAGUCCGUUCCUGCUAACAAUGAAAAACCUUUUGUGAUUUACGUCAAAGAAGGUGUGUACAGGGAAAACGUUGAAAUGUCUGUACUAAUGACUCAUGUCACUAUCGUCGGAGAUGGUCCAACAAAGACCAGAUUCAGUGGUAGUUUAAACUACGAUGAUGGCGUCCAAACCUACAAAACUGCAACUUUUGCGGUUAAUGCUCCAAACUUCAUGGCGAAGGAUGUCGGAUUUGAGAACACGGCAGGGUCUGAGAAACAUCAAGCAGUGGCACUGCGAGUGACAGCAGACCAAGCUGUGUUUCUGAAUUGCCACAUGGACGGGUUCCAAGACACCCUAUAUGCUCAGUCACAACGCCAAUUCUACCGUGAUUGCUCCGUGACUGGGACGGUUGAUUUUGUGUUUGGAGAUGCCGUUGGAGUGUUCCAAAACUGCACGCUGAUUGUGAAAAAACCGUUGGGCAAACAACGGUGCAUGGUGACAGCUGGUGGGAGAGUGAAAUCCGACAGCCCCACUGCCCUAGUUUUCCAAGGUUGUCUGUUCACUGGAGAGCCGGAAGUGUUUAGCAUGCCACAAAAGGUAACAUACCUAGGAAGGCCAUGGAGGGCAUACUCUAAGGUAAUCAUCAUGGACUCCCAACUUGACGACAUCUUCAUACCAGAAGGGUACAUGGGGUGGAUGGGAACUGAAUUCAUGGACACUUGUACAUAUUUAGAGUACAAUAACAGAGGCACUAAUGCUGACACUUCACUCAGAGUCAAAUGGCCUGGUGUUAGGAGUCUAACAGCAGAAGAAGCAGCUGAUUAUUAUCCUUCCAGGUUCUUUGAACUUUAUUCUCCAAAUGAUGGUGAUUGGAUUGUUAGAUCUAGGGCACCCUACAGUCUUGGCCCUUCUCCCCAGUAGCUAGUUACUAAGAAAGAAAAAAAAAAGGUUAUCUGAUAUUCUAGUGUCACUCAUCUACAUCA
Vigna umbellata (rice bean) is the source of this 1839-nucleotide messenger RNA. Its product is annotated as pectinesterase/pectinesterase inhibitor-like. Gene Ontology annotation, molecular function: enzyme inhibitor activity; pectinesterase activity. Lineage: Eukaryota; Viridiplantae; Streptophyta; Magnoliopsida; Fabales; Fabaceae. The record is from RefSeq and is a predicted model, not a curated record. Gene Ontology annotation, biological process: cell wall modification.